This is a messenger RNA of Acyrthosiphon pisum (pea aphid), 1102 nucleotides long. Its product is annotated as homeobox protein H2.0-like. Bases 739 to 996 code for a protein of 85 amino acids. The record is from RefSeq and is a predicted model, not a curated record. Gene Ontology annotation, molecular function: DNA-binding transcription factor activity, RNA polymerase II-specific; sequence-specific DNA binding. Lineage: Eukaryota; Metazoa; Arthropoda; Insecta; Hemiptera; Aphididae. Gene Ontology annotation, biological process: regulation of DNA-templated transcription. The transcript has 4 exons.
UUAAUUUUAGGUACCUAUAGUUGUUUUAUUAACCACUAGAAACAUAUUAAUUGGACAUAUAGGUAGGUACCUUCUAGACACUACAGUGUUAAACGUACCUAAAUAGGCUCUAAGAAUUUUUUUAAAAGUGUCUACUGCCUUAAUAGUUCAAAUCUACACAGCACGCUACACGCCCAGUCGGAUUACCAUCAAUUGAUUAAUAUUUAUCAGGUAUUUACAAUUUUAACCAAAUUGUAUCUUUUAUAGCUCUAAAAUUAUUGGCCUAUAUGGCUAGCCAUAUGACUCAUCCAUGCAAUAUAAUCGGCAACGGAAUCAGUUACUACUAACUAUAAUAACUAUUAUAAAUUAUAUAUCACAACCAAUGCACUUCAGAAAUAAAGUCUGCAGACUAUAAACAACAUAAUAAUACGUAUAAGCGCCUAGGGUUGUAUAUAGUCGUGUAUAAAAUGUAAUUGAUUUUUAUUUUAACAGCUGCGCCCAAAUGUUCUGGCGUCAAACAACACGAAUCUCACAACAUGGAAACCGACACUUUGGGUUUUACGUUUACGUGGCGUAAACAUUGUUAAAACAUUUAAACCACAACGGUCGUAAAUUAGAUUUUUAAGACACCAGUGUCUUCAAAAAUGUUAAGCUGUUAAAUUAUUAAUUAUCUUCCCCUUCUACAGUCGCCUCUUUGAAAAACAAAAAACAAAAAAUAUAAAUUGUGAAUUGUGAAUUUAAACAUAUUCAGUACUCAAAAUGGAUCGCCGACAAUCACAAGCGUGUCUGCAAGUGACGGACCCAUUGAAUUUCGGUAUCGAUAGAAUACUGAAUACUAACACUGACUCGGAUCGAUCGACGAAUAAAAAAGGAAAGUGCAUCGGUAGAGCUGUGUUCACGGUCACUCAAAAGAAUUGGUUAGAAUACUAUUUCCAAAUGGAAAAAUAUAUUACCAAACAAAACAGAAAGAUAUUGGCUUCCAGUCUUGGACUUACAGACUUGCAGCAUCUUUUCUAGUAGGUAAAAGUAUGGUUUCAAAAUAGAAGGAUGAAAUGGCGGCAUACCACAGCUGCCACGUCUUUAAGUAAAUAGAGCUCCAAAAAUGUCGUAAAACUUUUCAUUU